AUGAUCGGGCCAGAACAUCGACUAUCAAUGAGCCAGACAGAGUCAAACAGACUUUCUGCUUCAUUUAAAUUAUUAGAUAAUAAUCAUCGAGCUAGAGUUCAAGAUGAAAAAUAUCUUAGUGAUAUGGUAAAAGAGUAUGAGCAAAAACUCAGUGUUGAAUUGAUGCUGAAAAGCUCUGCUGAAGUCAUGGCAAAGAUUCACUCCGACAAGGCAUCCCGUCAAAAAGCGGAAAACGAGAUUCAAUUCGCCUAUCGUCGUAUAGAAUUGAUUAGUGGUGAACUUGUAAAACUUGUGUCUCGUUUUCGAAUCGCAUCAAGAGUCUUGUGUCAGGCAGAAAUUCAAGCUAUUCGAGAAACGCUUGCGUUUCAAAGCAGUACACAAUCCGACAACUCUUUUGAUAUUCCAACCAUGGAUCUUACUCAUCCAGAUACGAGUUUCAAGUCGGAAAAUGCCAUCGAUAUCCCAAUCGUGCCCAAUACUGUUUGCAAUAACUCGAUUAGCCGAUCAAUGUCAGCAAAAACUAAUGGUGUUGCAUCGGAUUUAACAAUGGUGCAAUCUGCCUCUCCCACCUUUUCGUUUAUGCAAACUGCACAUCAUCACUCUUCUUCAAUAGCCAUGAUUGGAUCUCUUCAAAAAACCAUUCAAGCCAAAGAUGCCGAAAUUCAAGCCUUGAAUUUGCAAUUAAAAACCGCCCAGCUCAGUACUGGACUGAUUAAAACCCUGACAUCAGAUCCAGUCGACUCUUCAUCAAGCCAUGCCAGUCUUGUCAAGGAAGUCACAUCACUUAGAGAAUCACUUUCGGCAUUAAGCAAAUCAUCGUCUGAUAUGGUGAUGGAUUUAAAUAUCAGUCUUGCCCAAUGUCGCCAGGAAAAAUCUAGCUUGGCAGAACGAUUGAAAAUUUCUGAAACAAACUAUUACUCUACUCGCCAGCAAUACAUUCAAGUUCACUACGAAGCAGAAACACUCAAAACACAAUAUCUUCAAUGCGGAAUGGAUCCUCAACAUUUGAACCAGAUUCGCAACGAAGCAAAUGUCAGAUCUGUUUCUGAAGUGUCUCAAUUGCAGUUGAAACAAGUCACUGUUGAGCGAGAUACUGCCAUGGCCAACUUGCAAAAUCUCACUACUAAACAAGAAUCGCAUUCAGCCAAUAUCAUUGCAUGGAAAAAAUCUCUCAACGAAGAAUUACAACGCAAACUUGCAAUAGUCGAGUCAGCACUGUUGGUGGCUCGUGCUAAUGAAAAAGUCAAAAUGGACGAAUAUAAAGCUAAAAUUUCAGAACUUGAUCAAGUUUGCCAGCAACUGCAGUCGCAGAUUGAUGAAAAUCGUGAUGAGCAUUCAUCUAUUGUUUCAAAAUUGCAAGAAACAAUUACUUUGCUUACAAAAGAGCAAGUAUCACAGCAGAAUAUGUCGGAUAAAGGUGAACAAACUGAUGAGCUUAUCUUCAACUCUGAUGUUCAUUCUGAUGUUAAAAAAACAGACGAAUUUGCUGUAACCAAAGACAUGACUAAUCAACACUAUCUUGAGGAGCAGCUAGAGCAUGCACACUCUCAAGUGGGGCAACUUCAGUCAACAUUUGACUCUUUGGAGAUUCAAAAACACGAACAAGAGCAAUCUAUUACCAAGCUGGAAAUUCACAUCAAUGAUCUUCAAACUCGACUGGAUCAUCUUACUCUUGAAAAGACAAAUUUGGAAAAGCAUAUUGCGCAAUUAACGCAUAGCUUGUCCGAGGCACAAGCCAAUGAGGAGUUGAGUGUACAAACUGUUUGUCAGAUUCAGGCUCGAAAUGAAGCACAGCUGCUCGAGUUGCAAGAAAUGGUGGAUUCAAUGGGAUUAGAAAUCAGAUCUGAAAAAAUUGAAAAGCGUCAUUUGUCUGACCAGCUUGCAUCAAUGAAUAGCGAGUUGCAAAAUAUGACUACCAAACUAAACGCUGCAAACCAGCAGGCAUUGACUGAUCAGCAAACAAAAAAGGAAAUGUUCAAGGCGCUCCAAGAUCUUCAAAGAACUGUGUGGAUGUGA
Batrachochytrium dendrobatidis JAM81 is the source of this 2016-nucleotide messenger RNA. RefSeq lists its product as uncharacterized. The transcript has 4 exons. The record is from RefSeq and is a predicted model, not a curated record. Bases 1 to 2016 code for a protein of 671 amino acids. Gene Ontology annotation, cellular component: Golgi apparatus. Lineage: Eukaryota; Fungi; Chytridiomycota; Chytridiomycetes; Rhizophydiales.